AAAUUUUCUCCAAACCAGAGAAAGAAGAGAAAAGAGAAGAAGGGGAUUAUUUUUUUGAGAGGAUAAAAAAGACGGCUUCAGACACAGAGCCUUGAGGCCAUGGCAGAUUCAAGUGAUUCUUCAGUUUCUGUUGAUAUCGAGACUAUUAUAUCUCUUGGUGGAAAGGAACAUAUUGUACAUACUGGCCAUGGUUCUGUGUCUGUUGUCGUAUUUGGAGACCCAGACAAACCAGCGCUUAUUACUUAUCCCGAUUUAGCUUUAGAUCAUAUGUCAUGUUUCCAAGGAUUAUUCUUUUGUCCUGAAGCAGAUUCGUUGUUGCUACACAAUUUUUGCAUCUAUCACAUCAGUCCUCCUGGGCAUGAGUUAGGAGCUGCUAAGAUUUCGCCUGAUUCCCCAGUGCCCACUAUUGAUGAUUUGGCGGAUCAAGUUGCCGAUGUCCUUGAUUAUUUUGGGCUCGGUGCAGUUAUGUGUUUGGGGGUUACAGCGGGUGCAUACAUCCUAACCUUAUUUGCAAUGAAGUAUAGAGAGCGUGUUCUUGGGUUGAUACUUGUUUCUCCUCUUUGCCAAGGCACCUCUUGGAAAGAGUGGUUGUAUAACAAGUUUAUGUUGAAUUUGCUGUACUUCUAUGGUAUGUGUGGUAUUAUGAAGGAGUGCUUGCUUCAGAGGUAUUUCAGCAAGGAAGUCCGUGGUGGUCCACAAGUUCCAGAGUCGGAUAUUGUACAAGCAUGCAGAAGUUUGUUAGAUGAGAGAAAGAGUGGCAAUGUCUCCAGAUUCCUUCAAGCGAUUAAUGAUCGGUAUGACCUUACCGGGGGAUUGAAGAAAUUGCGUUGUCGAACACUCAUAUUUGUUGGUGAUGAAUCUCCUUACCACUCUGAGGCUCUCCACAUGGCAGUGAAUUUAGACAGAAGAUACAGUGCGUUAGUCGAGGUUCAGGCAUGUGGGUCAAUGGUGACAGAGGAACAGCCCCAUGCAAUGCUUAUACCAUUAGAAUAUUUCUUCAUGGGGUAUGGUCUGUACAGACCUGUUCAGUUGAGUGGCAGUCCAAGAAGUCCAUUGAGUCCGUCGUGCAUCUCUCCAGAGCUUCUAUCACCUGAAAGCAUGGGCUUAAAGCUAAAACCGAUAAAAACUCGGCUUUCUAUGAAGGUAUGACGAAGGUGUUAUUUGUGAUCUGGUUUUCAAUGUAGGGAAUGUAAUUCUUGUAAAUCUAUUGUAUCGUUUUUUUGGGGUCUAUAUAACUUUUGAAGAAUGUAAAUAGAAAUACAGAGGAAAUAUUUAUAGGAGUAAAGAAGGGUGGGAAACGAGUUUUGAAUUCAUUCGUUUGUAGAGAGUGACUCAAUAAGGAGGUGAUGAUGACGAAAUCCAGAGCUGAGAAUGUCUGUAAAUUAUGAUGAAAUAUCAAUAAUAAUAACAUGAUAUUUAAAAUUA
This is a messenger RNA of Papaver somniferum (opium poppy), 1425 nucleotides long. RefSeq names its product protein NDL1-like. The transcript is spliced from 11 exons. NCBI's taxonomy places the organism in Eukaryota, Viridiplantae, Streptophyta, Magnoliopsida, Ranunculales, Papaveraceae. The record is from RefSeq and is a predicted model, not a curated record. The coding region runs from base 100 to 1149 and encodes 349 amino acids.